Messenger RNA from Budorcas taxicolor (takin), 1042 nucleotides. The record is from the annotation of a RefSeq genome assembly. Lineage: Eukaryota; Metazoa; Chordata; Mammalia; Artiodactyla; Bovidae.
AUAAACCCAAUCACUCUCAUUAUUAUCUUAAUAACUAUUAUACUUGGAACCAUUAUCGUUAUAAUUAGCUCCCACUGACUACUCAUCUGAAUCGGAUUUGAAAUAAAUAUACUCGCCAUCAUUCCCAUUAUAAUAAAAAAACACAACCCACGAGCCACAGAAGCAUCAACUAAAUAUUUCCUAACUCAAUCAACAGCCUCAAUACUACUAAUAAUAGCCAUUAUCAUCAACUUAAUAUUCUCAGGCCAAUGAACCGUAAUAAAACUAUUUAACCCAACAGCCUCCAUACUCAUAACAAUAGCCCUCGCCAUAAAACUAGGAAUAGCCCCAUUCCACUUCUGAAUCCCAGAAGUAACACAAGGCAUCCCUCUAUCUUCAGGCCUAAUCUUACUUACAUGACAAAAACUAGCACCCAUAUCGGUACUUUACCAAGUAUCCCAAUCCAUCAACCUAAAUAUAAUCUUAACCCUAUCAAUUCUAUCCAUUAUAAUCGGAGGCUGAGGAGGAUUAAACCAAAACCAACUACGAAAAAUUAUAGCUUACUCAUCAAUUGCCCACAUAGGCUGAAUAACAGCAAUUUUACCAUACAAUCCCACCAUAACAUUACUAAACCUAAUCAUUUACAUCAUCAUAACUUCCACCAUAUUUACACUAUUUAUAGCCAACUCAACCACAACCACUCUAUCAUUAUCACACACAUGAAACAAAACACCCAUCAUAACUAUUCUAAUCCUCAUUACCCUCCUAUCAAUAGGAGGACUCCCCCCACUAUCAGGAUUUAUGCCAAAAUGAAUAAUUAUUCAAGAAAUGACAAAAAACAAUAGCAUUAUCCUACCUACCUUCAUAGCAAUUACAGCACUACUAAACCUAUAUUUCUACAUACGACUGGCAUAUUCCACCACACUUACUAUGUUUCCUUCCACAAACAACAUAAAAAUAAAAUGACAAUUCUCAACCAUAAAACGAAUAACCCUCCUACCAACAAUAACCGUAUUGUCCACUAUAUUACUACCACUUACACCAAUUCUCUCAAUCCUAGAAU